AUGGAAAAAACACUCUAUAUUACUGGUGAUACAAUCUGGAACGCGGAGGUAGAGGAUGUAUUAUCUACACACAACCCAGAUAUUGUUGUCCUCAAUGCUGGUUUUGCUCAACUUAUUACCUCUGGUAAUAUUGUUAUGGGUAAGGAUAAUAUUCUUCGUGCACAUGCUAUACCUAACGCAAAAAUAGUUGCUACUCAUAUUGAAGCCAUUAACAUUGCAUCCUUACUCGUAAGGAACUCGAAGAGUUCUUGA
Messenger RNA from Debaryomyces tyrocola, 252 nucleotides. The record is from the annotation of a GenBank genome assembly. NCBI's taxonomy places the organism in Eukaryota, Fungi, Ascomycota, Pichiomycetes, Serinales, Debaryomycetaceae.